Molecule: messenger RNA, 948 nt
Organism: Phialemonium atrogriseum
Lineage: Eukaryota; Fungi; Ascomycota; Sordariomycetes; Cephalothecales; Cephalothecaceae
Exons: 1
Coding region: 6-659 (217 amino acids)
Source: RefSeq, a predicted model, not a curated record
CAAACAUGUCGACUCCACCACCCUACAAGCAGAUCCGUGCCAGCUACAACGCAGACACAAUCACCGUUUACCAAGCAUACAACCGCGCCAUUGCCACCGCCGCCGUCGCCGAGCAGAAGCUGCACGCCUCGCCGGCAUUCAAGCCCACGCGGAUGACAUGGAUCAAGCCCAGCUGGGCGUGGAUGCUCUACCGCGCCGGAUACAGCUACAAGGAUCCGGGGCAGGAGCGUAUCCUGGCGUUGAAGAUGAAGCAUGCGGAUCUCAUCAGGCUGCUCGAAACAGCGGUCUUGACCACAGCGCAUGGCAGCGAACCUGAGACAGCAGGCGUUGUCGAGGCACCCCAAGCCGCAGCCGGAGCGAAGCCCAAGUCAGCCAACGUCAAAGUGCAGUGGGACCCCGAGCGGACGGUCCGCUUGGAGAGGCUCGAGUAUCGGAGUAUUCAGAUCGGUAUCCCGGCAGCGCUCAGCCCCACGUGGACUGAGAAGUGGAUAGUGAGCAUCGAAGACGUGACGGAGCGGGCGAGGGAGCUGAAGCGCGUGCUGGAUGAGAGGCAAGACGUGACGGAGAAAGAGCUUGUCGAUAUGGGUUUAGUGCCAGUAGAGAGGCCGUUUGAGAUCCCAGAGAGCUUGCAAUUAUCGCUCGGUAUGGUCCUGAAAUAAAAUAUACUGCAUGGAAUGUAAACUAUGUUGUCUAAAAGUAUAUCAGUGAUAGGCUUCAAGGAGGCAACAGAUGCCCCCUGCCAUCAAGCCUGCUAUUCAAGCGUCGUCUAGGGAGGCUCAUCUUAAGAGAUUCAAAAAAGGCAAGUUGGACUCGAGAGCAAAUCCCGAGGCAUCAUUGGUUUAUGCGUAAAAUAAUAUUUUAAAGGAUCAAAUGUGGGAUUUUCGCACAGGGGCUUGAGGGAAAGAAGGAUCAAUCCACUUUUCCGCGACGGCCUCCUUCGUUGUUGUA